AUGCAACGCCUGUUUACUCGAGGAGCUCUGGCGGCUGGCCUACAGGGGGUUGCCGUAACCCGUGCCGCCGUGCUUCCUGCGGUGCAACAGCCUCUGGCGGUGCAGGCUUCAAGGGGUUUUUCCUGGACUGUGUCGAGACACGAGGGAAAGAAGGAGGACAAGGAGGAAAGGAAAUGGUCCACGCCGCUGGCGAAACAGCUGGCAGAAGCUAUCUCGAUGACGGGCCCCGUUCCCCUUGCGAGCUAUAUGCGCAUGUGUCUAACGGGCGAUAUCGACGGAUACUACACGGGUCUAGCCGAGGAGAACAGAGACCAGUUUGGUUUGAAGGGCGACUUUGUCACCUCGCCCGAGAUCUCCCAGAUUUUCGGCGAGUUGAUCGGCGUAUGGUUCGUAGCAGAGUGGCUAAGCCAGGGCAAGCCUAAGCAGGGGGUUGAGCUUAUUGAGGUUGGCCCUGGACGCGGUACUCUGAUGGACGAUAUGCUUCGUACGAUCCAGAACUUCAAGGGUCUGGCGCAGAGCAUUGAUGCCAUCUAUAUGGUCGAGGCAAGCCCGCAGCUCCGCGAGGCGCAGAAGAAUCUCCUUUGUGGCCCUGAUGCGCCCAUGACAGAGUCCAAGGUUGGCUAUCAUAGCGUUUGCAAGUACACGAACUUGCCCAUCGUUUGGACUGAGACCAUUAAGUCCAUCCCGCAAAGCCCUAAUAAGAUGCCCUUCAUCGUAGCACACGAGUUCUUUGACGCACUCCCCAUCCACGUUUUUCAGGCCGUGAAUGUUCCCCACCCAUCGCUACCCAAGAAUCCAACGCCGGGUCCUCCCAUUCCGCCCAAGGUUGAGUGGCGCGAGAUGCUCGUCUCCCCGACUCCACCAGACGCAACCCACGCGACCAUGAAGAUCCCCAAGUCUGAACAGGGCGACCCGAUUCCCGACUUCCAGAUGACGCUCUCACCGGGCACUACCCGUCACUCGCGGUUUCUCCCCGAGAGCUCGUCCCGCUACCGCCGCCUCAAGGCCUCGGUCCCGGAUGCCGUUGUCGAAAUCUGCCCGGACGCUUCGCUCUACGCCUCCGACUUCGCCAGCCGCAUCGGCGGCUCCAAGCAGCACCCCAAGUCCCGACCCACAGGCGCCGCCCUGAUCCUCGACUACGGCACCUCCGACACCGUCCCCAUAAACUCGCUGCGGGGUAUCCGCCGCCACCGCCGCGUCAGCCCCUUUUCCGAACCCGGCCUUGUGGAUCUGAGCGCAGACGUCGACUUCACCGCCAUUGCCGAGGCUGCCACACGCGCGAGCCAGGGUGUUGAGGUACAUGGUCCCAUCGAACAAGGUGCGUUCCUGGAACUGAUGGGCAUCAGGCAGCGCGCCCAGGUGCUCAUCAACCAGGUCAGGGGGAAGGAAGAGUUCGUGAAGGCAGAGGACAUUGCGAAGGCUUGUGGACGCCUUAUCGACCGCGGCCCUGGAGGAAUGGGCAAGGUCUACAAGGUGAUGGCGAUCCUGCCGGAGAAUGACGGACGUAGACGUCCUGUUGGUUUUGGUGGCGACGUGUAA
This is a messenger RNA of Colletotrichum graminicola M1.001, 1539 nucleotides long. RefSeq lists its product as uncharacterized. The record is from RefSeq and is a predicted model, not a curated record. Gene Ontology annotation, molecular function: protein-arginine omega-N symmetric methyltransferase activity. The coding region runs from base 1 to 1539 and encodes 512 amino acids. Gene Ontology annotation, biological process: mitochondrial respiratory chain complex I assembly. Gene Ontology annotation, cellular component: mitochondrion. The transcript has 4 exons. Lineage: Eukaryota; Fungi; Ascomycota; Sordariomycetes; Glomerellales; Glomerellaceae.